Gloeophyllum trabeum ATCC 11539 is the source of this 1405-nucleotide messenger RNA. Its product is annotated as alpha/beta-hydrolase. The record is from RefSeq and is a predicted model, not a curated record. NCBI's taxonomy places the organism in Eukaryota, Fungi, Basidiomycota, Agaricomycetes, Gloeophyllales, Gloeophyllaceae. Bases 13 to 1158 code for a protein of 381 amino acids. The transcript has 6 exons.
GUCGCUGCCACCAUGCGCGGCGUUAUCAACUUCCUUUCUCAGUAUGCCGCCGGCUUGGCUGCAUCCCUGCUCUUUCCAGGCUACCCUACGUCUGAGCUCAAUGCUGCCUUCAUGUACCGGGAGGCCAUUGUACCCUUGACCAUCGACGCUGAAAUCAAGAUUCUCAACAUCACCGAACCUAAAGAUCAGUAUGAGCUGACUGGCCUAUUUAGCAACUUUUACAACGUCUCGCAAAGCGCUGUUGUCGGCGCGCAAAAUAUCACUACCACAUACGAUAUCGCCACUUUCCUCUACGUGCCGAACAGCUUCCAACAAAAUGGAACAGUCGAACUCCUCUUACACGGUCUGGAUGCUGAUCAUCGUUACUGGGAUUUCGGCGGCCGGGGCUCUAAAUACAACUAUGUCGACGCUGCUUUGGCAUCUGGCCAUGCAGUCCUUCUCUACGAUAGACUGGGAGUUGGAAAGUCCGCUAAGCCCAGCGGUCUCGAAGUUCAGCUAGCAACCGACGUCGCCGUAGCCGCAGGGUUAGUAGAUCAUCUACGCAAAGGUGUCUCCGGUUACUCCUUCGGGUCCGUCGUCGCCGUCGCACACUCGUUCGGCUCAUCCACUCUGAACAACCUCCUUGCCCAGAAAGGAGACCUCGUCGACGCUGCUAUCAUAACUGGAUUCACCCCUUUCCUCGCUGGGAUGGGAUUCGCACCGUACGGCCUCAACCCCCAAGUCGCCUCCCUCUUCGACCCCAAAUCUUUCGGGAGCCUGGACCACUACUACGUCAUCUCCGGGAAUAAGUGGACGGACAUGAUGGCGUUCUUCUCCUACACAGGCUUCGAAAAGGACGUCUUCGAGGCGUAUUUUGCUGGGCGCGGGACCGAGACGCUGGGCGAGCUGCUUACCCUUGCCGUCACCGAGGCGCCUGCGUACACUGGCCCCAUCCUCAUCAUCAACCCCGACCACGAUCUGACGUUCUGUAAUGGCAAUUGUCACCAGCCGCUGAACGGGAAGAAGGAUCUGAACGAGGCUACGCUGGAGCUGUUCCCGAACAGACGGAGGGGCGACACGCACAUGGUCGGGAACACGGGGCAUAUCAUGAACAUGCACCUGAGUGCGCCUGGGGGAUAUGAAGUGAUGCAAAAGUGGAUCGCGGAAGUGCUUGCGUGAGUAGGAUAGGACGCGUAGCACAAAUUCCGCAUGUAUCCUCCGUGACAGGUAGCAAAUUCCCUCAUUGCUACUGACUCGUGUAUGCCUCGUGCUUUUUCGCGGAUCCGUUCGAUUUUGCCUGUGGUGGGUCCAUACGCCGGCAACUGUAUUGAAUCGCCUGAGGAUGUACUUCCACUCUGCAAUACUCGUUGUAAGAAUAUUGUGUCGGCGUACUGCGAUUUACUACUCAUGAUACAAUUCUAUUGAC